GAGGGAACCUGAGGAUAAAGAGUGGAGAAGAGUGGUGCUUCACUCCAAGUGUUUGCUGCCCCCUUGUGGUCUCAGGGAGUGCUGUGGUCCCAGAUCCCUUUUUAACAGUCCGCUGGCCACCCAACGGUUUCACUAGCGUCUCAAAUUCAGCAUGUCGAAAAGAAGUCUGAAACUGGGAGUCAUCCUAGACUCUUUCCUUCUCAGUUCAGUCACCAACUCUUCACCAAACCUAAGUCUCCCAGCUUAAUCGACUUUUCUGUAUUCCCACUGCCAUUUCUCUUAAUUCUCACAAAUCAUUUAACAACUAUCUGAGCGCCUAUUAUACACUAGGCAACAUACGAGUCUCAGUGGACACGCCCCCGGGACCCCGCGGCCGUUGGUCGAGGCCCAGUUCCCCCACCCCCUCUGGCGGCAGCACAAAUUGGUUUGCUCACAAAUUGGUUUGCCCCCUGAUGAAAACCCUCCGUGGCUUGCCAUGCCCACAGAAUGAAGUCCAAUGUCAGAACUCGGUGACCAAGGGACUCCCCCGCGCAGCAGCAGUCACUUCGAACGGAACCCCUUGCCUCUGUCCAAAGUAAAACCCAAUGCUUCGCCUUUGUUCUUGCUGUGCGCCCAGCUGGUGACGCCAGCGGAACCAUCUUCUCAGGGCCAGAUCCUUCCCAACUUUGGGACACGAGUCUCUGAUGGUGGCUCCUCUCCGCAGGGCUCUCUCUCCACCCCAGUAGGGAUGCCCUUGCUCCAGGAUGUAACAUCGGAGACUGUCUACAUGUUCAUGGUCUCGGGACGUUCUGGCUCAGCUGACUCCUAGAAGUCCCCGCGAAACUCAGCUUUCCCGCUGAGGCACCGCUAAGCACGGCCCCUUAGGUCCCGCCCCUACACGGCGUGCGCGGCCCCGCGGCUUCGGCGCGCUCCCGGCUUGGGCGCCAUCUUGGCUCCUGAUCGAAUUUGAGGCGUGCGCGGCCAGGGUGGGAGCUUGGAGUAUAGGAGCCUCUGCGAGCGGAGUGAGGGGGCCUUGUCCCGGUCUUGGAGAGCUGUAGUGGGCCGUGAAAUUCAGACACAACAGCAAGUGGGAUGGAGCACUACCGGAAAGCUGGCUCUGUGGAACUCCCAGCACCUUCUCCGAUGCCCCAGCUACCUCCUGAUACCCUGGAGAUGCGGGUCCGAGAUGGCAGCAAAAUCCGCAACCUGCUGGGGCUGGCACUGGGUCGAUUGGAGGGUGGUAGUGCACGGCAUGUGGUGUUCUCAGGUUCUGGCAGGGCUGCAGGAAAGGCGGUCAGCUGUGCUGAGAUUGUCAAGCGGCGGGUACCAGGCCUCCAUCAGCUUACCAAAUUGCGCUUCCUGCAGACCGAGGACAGCUGGGUGCCAGUCUCACCUGACACAGGCCUAGAUCCCCUCACGGUGCGCCGCCAUGUACCUGCAGUGUGGGUACUGCUCAGCCGGGACCCCCUGGACCCUAAUGAAUGUGGCUACCAGCCUCCAGGAGCACCCCCUGGCUUGGGCCCCACAUCAAGCUCCAGCUGUGGCCCACGACCCCGAAGAAGGGUUCGAGACACUUGGUCCUGAAGAUCUGCUGAGCAAGCUGUUCCCCAGGCAUGAAUGUCUAUGAUGGCUUUGCCUUCUCUGAGAAAUCUCUGUAACUGUUCAACAUCCCCAACAAGACUUGAAUCUACAGAAGGGAGCCUCCCUGUCCUGCUUCCCCUUCUCUCUGGUGUGUGAAAAGGGACUGCUACAGUGACAGGUGUGCAGUCUUAGGUGGCUUCUGGAUUGCUUAAGAAGGGCUUACUCAGCCUUCUCCCUACUGUGCUUCUGUCCUUUCUUCUGACAGAAAUCCAGGGAGUGGUUAGGAAAUAAAGUUUCUGCCUAAUUGUC
Acinonyx jubatus (cheetah) is the source of this 1869-nucleotide messenger RNA. RefSeq names its product ribonuclease P/MRP subunit p25 like (gene RPP25L). Gene Ontology annotation, molecular function: RNA binding. Gene Ontology annotation, cellular component: ribonuclease MRP complex. Lineage: Eukaryota; Metazoa; Chordata; Mammalia; Carnivora; Felidae. The record is from RefSeq and is a predicted model, not a curated record. The transcript is spliced from 3 exons. Gene Ontology annotation, biological process: tRNA 5'-leader removal. The coding region runs from base 1072 to 1563 and encodes 163 amino acids.